CUUGUUCCGUUUUCAAAAUUGAUCAUCCCAUAAAACAUUUUCAUUAACUUUUGUAACGGGUUAAAUAUGAAAUUGAUUUUAGGCAACAAAUAAUAACAAAUGAGAUACUGAGAUUAUACAAAAUAGACAAAUUCCAAAGAAAUGUUUAACCAAUGAAUUAUUGUUAAUUGUUAUAUAACAAUUAUCCGAAAUAGUAUUAGAUUUUCUUUCUUUCUUAAUAUAUAAGUUUCUUAUCGAACCUAUUUCAGAUAAUAGAGACUGUGUACCAUUAACUAUAGUAAGGUUGUGAAAACAAGUGUGAAAGUUGAUAAUUCUGUACGGUGCUUGUCAGUUCUCAAUGUCAAAACUUUCCAAAAAUUCCAAAGAUGAAAAAAGUGACAGAAUUGAAUGGAGAAGAUGUAAAACGUUAUAACUACCUGACAAUUUAUAACAAAGACUACGUAAAGAAAACUCCCAAACCUGCUAGUAAAUUCACAGGAGAGCAGGAGUUCAAGGAUCCGGUUAAUGAAGGAUUUAGGAACUAUCUGGAAAUUGAUAAACUACAUUUGGAAAAACCACUUGAAGAUGGAGAUGUUUUCUUAAACAAGGUGAAAGAAGAUCGCAAGAAGAUUGGAAAGAUGUAUUUUGAAUCACCUUUGGACCACUUGACUAUUAAAGGAAAAAAACUUUUAGAAGGAAAAUCUAUUUAUCAAGUCGAUUAUUGCGACAUAGAGGAAGAUAUUAGAAAAAAACUGAGACAUGCAAGUACAGAAAAAUACAGUUUACCCAAAGGCUGGCAGAUUCCUCUAACAACUCAUCAUUGUGACUUCAGAGAUCCAAUGGUCCUCAGUGAAAAUGCUUUAGUUCCACCGUUCAUAAUCAAACCAAUCGGAAACCUUGGCCAAAAUGAAAAAAUAAACGAUAUACUGAAUGUGAAAACUGGCGAUAGCGAAUACAACCAGACAUAUGGAGAAUUGGGAGGAUUUAUUGUGGAACAGCAAAUGCACGGAAAAAUUGAUCAUCCAAAAUGUACUUGUCUGAAACAUAAUGCAGACAAAAUAUAAUCAGGUUUUUCUAUAAUCGAUGAAUUGGGAAACAUCUAAAUGGAAUUGUGUUUGUAAUCAGGAAUGAAAUUAAAUUGUGUAACGUCA
Leptinotarsa decemlineata (Colorado potato beetle) is the source of this 1130-nucleotide messenger RNA. RefSeq lists its product as uncharacterized. The record is from RefSeq and is a predicted model, not a curated record. NCBI's taxonomy places the organism in Eukaryota, Metazoa, Arthropoda, Insecta, Coleoptera, Chrysomelidae.